AUGGUCGACGCCAUCGACCGCCCGCUCUACCACGACGUGACCAAGAACCCUGUGUACGCCUUUGUGUACCGCCAUAUUUACCCGCUCUUCGUCUCCUUUUACGCCUGGACCAUCAUCGGCGCCGAGAACAUCCCGACGAAAAAGGACGCUCGCAUUCUCUUUGUUGGCUACCACUCGAACCACAACUGGGACAUCACGCUCACAGGCAUGUCGGUGCGCCAGAUCAUGGACGAAGUGCCUGUCGGGCUCAUGCAUCGGACGCUCGUGACGUGCUGCCCAUGGCUCAAGGCCUUUGGCUGUAUCCAGGGCACGCGCGCCAAUGCGCUCGCGGCCUACGAGCGUGGCCACCGCGCGUGCAUGGUUAUUCCGGGUGGUGCUGAGGAAGCCCUCAUGGGCCACGAGAAUGCGUAUACCGUCAACUGGCAGUCGUCCAAGGGUCACUUGCGCAAAGGGUUUGCCGAGCUCGCGAUCGAAGCCGACGCCGUCAUCAUCCCAGUCGUGGUUGAAAACAUGCAAGAGAUGGUGUUCAACCCGCUCUUCUUCCUCCUCAACAUCACGUACCUCUCCAAGUUGUACGACUACUUGAUCGCGCUCCCAGGCUACAUUGGCUGGCUCUUUCUCCAAAUCAAAAUGUGGACAUGGAUGUGGACUGCGAUGCUGCCCGUGCUUCCAAUGCCGGUCAAGGCGUCCGUGAUCUUUGGCAAGCCAUUGCACCAAGAGAAAGGCGAGUCGCCCGAGCAGUAUGCGCUGCGCGUGAGCCACGAGUACGCGCGCUUGAUGGCCGCGACCAACCCCGGCGGGCUCAACUACUCGCGGGCGCUGCGGGCCCGGUUUGCCACGUAA
Molecule: messenger RNA, 843 nt
Organism: Saprolegnia diclina VS20
Lineage: Eukaryota; Oomycota; Saprolegniomycetes; Saprolegniales; Saprolegniaceae
Exons: 3
Coding region: 1-843 (280 amino acids)
Cellular component (GO): membrane
Source: RefSeq, a predicted model, not a curated record